This is a messenger RNA of Mya arenaria, 4453 nucleotides long. Its product is annotated as protocadherin Fat 4-like. The record is from RefSeq and is a predicted model, not a curated record. NCBI's taxonomy places the organism in Eukaryota, Metazoa, Mollusca, Bivalvia, Myida, Myidae. The coding region runs from base 92 to 4306 and encodes 1404 amino acids. Gene Ontology annotation, molecular function: calcium ion binding. Gene Ontology annotation, cellular component: cell-cell junction; plasma membrane. The transcript is spliced from 36 exons. Gene Ontology annotation, biological process: homophilic cell-cell adhesion.
CUGGCCGUGAAAUUAUUAAUAUAUAUGCAUGAAAUAUAUGUCGGGUAUUUUUGUUUCCAUCCUAUUUACGUUUAAAUAAGUUUUCGAAAAAAUGGAUGUUUAUAUCAGAAAGACCAAACCAAUCCACUGUUUUGUGUUCAUGGGCGUGUUUGCUGCGUUGUUGUGCCCGGGAGUGGGGCAGGCGACGGACACUUUUACCCUGGACGUCUCGAUCACAACUGCCUGUGACCACGUGGCCACAUUGGACAUUAUGUUCACUUCGACAGACGUGGCACUGACCCAGGAUACGGGCACUGGCUUCAUGUUCGACCCGGACACCAAGGUCCUCACGUGUGAUUUAACAACAGUCAAGAGCAACGAGCUGAAACAGACCAUCCUCACUAUCAGUGACAGUGGUGUGGUUGUGCGAUAUGUUGAAAUUAACAUCAUUAAUAUUUUAAUCACAUUGCGGAUCACUGACCCGGUGGACGGAGGGACAGUGGAUCUAUCGGAGGCCGCCUCUUCCGGAGACGUCGUAUACAAUCUCAAGGCGUACGACGAAACAGAUGACUAUAUCUUCAGUAUCACAACACAGAGCACACCAUCUUUGUUCACUGUGAACGCCGCCAAUGUUCUUGCUGUGGCUAACUCGGUUCCCGACGGUACAUUCACCUUCCAGGAAACUUAUUCACUCACACUUAGAGCUGUAAGCGGUGACGGUGCGGAGGAGGCGACGGCUGACAUCACGGUGCAAGUCGUUUCGAGCAACCAGCACGUACCAGCCUUCUCCCAGCUCUCAUAUACCGCCUACAUACCCGAGACAGCUGGAGCAGGAACAACAGUGACUCAGUUGACGGCCACAGACGAUGACGUCGCCGCACCCGAUAACGUCAUCACAUAUUCACUGUCAGGUUCCACUGCUUUUGUGAUAAACGCCAACACGGGCCUAAUUACGGUAGCCGCGGAUGUGACGUUUAACUAUAGCGUCGAACCAUAUCAUGUUUUGACGGUGACGGCGAAUGACUGGAGUGUCAGCCAAUCACUCAACAGCGUCGCCGAGCUGAAUGUCACCGUGCAAACAGCCCCCUUGUUUGGAGGAAGUACGUCAUUGAGUAUACCUGAAACGGCCGUGACCGGGGACAUCCUGGCCACCAUCACAGCCACGGACGUCGACAGCGACGAUAACCUCCUAACCUUCUCCGUUGUCUCUCAGUCGCCCUCCACCACUCCCGCGUUGUUUGAGAUAUCCGGAAGUGACCUGCUAGCGUCCUCCGCCGUCACUUCCGGUGUGUUGGAUGCGGACACCAGCACCGAGGCCAUCACAUAUACAGUAGUGUUAAGAGUGUCUGACGGCACGUAUCAGACGGAUGAGACGUUUACGUUGACUGUGAUCAACGUCAACGAUGAGCCGCCGACGUUCUCUUCUCCUAUACGUGCUAGCAUACCGGAGUGGGCCACGGCAGGGUUGGCAGUGGCGACAGUUUCAGCCACAGAUAAUGAUUCCAUAGCGCCGUACAACAACAUCACAUACUCCAUUCCAACAGGGUCCCCAUUUAUUAUUGACGUGGCCACAGGAGCCGUGAGUGUAGCGACCGGCGCGGUGUUCGACUUCAGCACUACCCGACAGUACACGCUUAUCGUCACCGCCACGGACGGUGGGGCGGCAGAUGCACUCUCUGCCACUACGCAAGUCGAAAUCAACAUUCAGACGAGGCCUGUAUUUGAGAGCCCGGUUUACGGCGCAACUUUGACGGUACUGGAAACACUUAACUCCGGGGAGACAGUGACGGGCCUUACCGCCACAGACAAGGAUGGGAGCGCCAUAUCGUUCACCGUAGUUUCUCAGACGCCCGAUACGACACCCAAGCUGUUUGCACUGAGCGGAAGUGCCUUAGUGGCCGCCGGUUCCAACCCACCCGGGACGUUCGACCAGGAUGCGACCUCCGCUGUGGCUUCUUAUUCACUACAAUUGCGUGUGUCUGACGGCACAUAUGUGUCUGAUGUCGUUGUGACGGUUGCCGUGGAGAACACGAACGACCACGCCCCGGAGUUCAACCAGUCCGCCUACACCGCCGUCGUGCGCGAAACUCUUACAGGUGUCCAUGUAGUGACCCAGACUCCAGCUGAAGACGCAGACUCCAUCUCGCCUUUCAACGUCAUCACGUACUCAAUUACAGGCUCCGACCUGUUCACCAUUGAUCCCAACACCGGUGUCGUGUCUACCACGUCCACUGCUAUCUUCGACCACGCGGUGACGCCACAGUACGUCCUCACCGUGACAGCUACGGACGGAGGGACGCCAGCCAAAUCGACGGUGGCUAUGCUGACCGUGGGUUUGGCUACAGCUCCCAUGUUUGUUAACCUCACGACGUAUCAGACGAUUGAUGUGUAUGAAAAUAUAAAUGCUCUCACCUCGGUGUACGAUGUGCUUGUCGAGGACAAGGACUCAUCCGAAGUGACCAUCUCCAUCGUCAGCCAGACCCCAUCCUCCAUGUUCGAGCUAGACGAUUACAUUCUUGUCCUCAAAGAUGGUGUCACCCUGGACGCCGAGGCCGGGCUGAACUACACGCUUUCAUUCAGCGCUACUGACGGUCUGUUCACCACGCAGAGCGCUAACCUGCUGGUACACGUGAUGGACAGGAACGACAACCCGCCUGUGCUCUCCCCUGAGACGUACACCAGCACCGUACCAGAAAACCUCUCUAUAGGGUCGGAGGUGCUGACAGUAACAGCCACUGAUGCUGAUGUCUCGGUAUCCUACAGCAGACUGCUGUAUGUGAUCACGGCUGGGAAUGAACUGGACACGUUCGACAUUAACGGUACGUCGGGUACGUUGACGUUAAUCAAAAUCCCGAACGCGUUGACGUACCGCCUGACGGUGACGGUGGGGGACGGCGGAAUACCGCCAAUAGAGGCAAACGCUACCCUCGAUAUCACCGUGAAUUCGGAGACCGUGGAUGAGUGUUUGCAGUUAGCGUGUGAAAACGAGGCCACGUGUUUCCCGCUCCUCAACUCGUUUUACUGUGAAUGCACGGAACAGUGGAUGGGGAAGUACUGUAACGUCAGCCGUCUAAAGUGCGAUCCCAAUCCCUGCCUACACGCGGGCACCUGCACGGAGACCGUGGACGCCUUCUCGUGCAGCUGUGGGGCCGGGUGGACUGGGGACACGUGUGCUGAUGCCUGUACGGGCAAUACGUGGGGCCCCAACUGUGCAGACCCGUGCACAUGCGUGUCGGAGCACGUGCUGGACGCGUUCCAGGAGCAACAGUGUCACGCGCGCACGGGACAAUGCCUGUGUAAAGCACAGUGGCAAGGAGCAACGUGCAACGAAGACUACAACGAGUGUAGUGACGCUACAAUCUGCGCAGGCGCGGGGGAGAACCGGGUGUGUGAGAACGAGGCCGGGGGCUACAGAUGCGUGUGCAUGGUUGGCUAUAAGGAGGACGGCGGCCUCUGUGUACAAGAUAAUACUGUUCCAUCAUCCGGUAUUGUAGCGGGCGAGGCGGCGCUGAGGGUCGGGAUGUCCAUACCGGAGACGUGCCCAGACCUGUCGGUGCCCUCCAACUACCAGGCCGUCAGCGCGCUCCUUAAGGACAUGCUCGAGGACCGGCUGAACAUUUCCGCUAAUCCGCUCAUCAAGAGGGUCGUCAUCAUCAGCAUUAGGUGCGGGUCGAUCGUCUACGAGGCGUUCGUGGUUAUCGUGGACAGUGAGGCUGCCCGGUCAGAAGUAGCUAUUCAUUUGCAGGAAAUCCGGGACAGGGCAACACUCAGCUACGCCGGCAGCCCAACAGCCGCGUCUGCACUCACUGUGGAUGGCACGACAAUGAACAGCACCAGAAGUGAUCCGAACAAUAUCGGCCAGUUGACGUGUGACGUGUUCGAGACCAUUGAACGCUGCCCGGAUGGGACCGUGUGUAAAUACGAGAACGGAAAACCCUUUUGCAGACAAGUGGAAGAUGACAACACUACGAUGAUUCUAGCGCUGGGCCUGGGUAUCGUCCUUCCGCUGCUGAUGUUGUUGGUCUGUUUCGCAUGUUGUUACUACUUCCGCCGGAACCACCGACAACGAGGCUACCACAGACAUAGUUAUGACAGCAGUGACCGGCCUUGGCAGACAGAUUUUCCGACCCGCCGUAACUGGCCCCAUCGCAGUCCAGUGGAACCAUGGCAACGGAACUACUAUGACAACCGGGCCAUAUCUGACGACCGUCGCAUGGCCAGACGGCCCCUCGACAACGGCAGGGCCCUAUCAGACAAGGCAUACAGUGACAUCGCCCCUAACAAGAGGGACUUAUACGGACUGUCGCCUUUUGAUAGCAAGAUCUAGGUGUACAUUGACAGUACAUUCAUGUAUGGAAGUGUUUAUUAGUUCAGUUCAUCGAAUGCAAAAGGGUGUAUAUUUUAGUAAAAAAUGGAAAAAAACCUGGUACAAUAACAGACAUAUUAUAGCAAGAUAUACAUAUGUCUGAGUGAU